AUGUUUCCCACAGCACGGUGCUUCGCUGCGAAGCCCGCAGGAUUCUUCAAGCGCAGCGCAGACGAACUGGGUCGCCUGUCAAAAAUCGCCUGGAACUCGGAAGCGCUACACACCCCAACGAAACCCUACGUCCUCCUCGAUUUCGAGGAUGAUUCCGCUGUCGCCGGAUGCAAGACCAUGGCCGACCGCGCCGUCGGAGGAUUCAGCACGGCCAGCUUAGACUACGUCCCUGCGGACCCAGCGACACAAUCGCCCGCGCACGCCCGAUUCCACGGAAGUAUCUCGACGAAGCUACCCAAUAACUGGCGCGUAGAGCGGACGGGAUACGCGGCCUUCCGUAACAAAGACCGGGGCCUCUGGCUCUUCGGACGACUUUUCUGGGAUAUGGAUCCCUACUCCUACCUCGCCUUGCGCGUGAAAUCCGACGGACGCCGCUACACCGUGAACAUCCAGACGGAUUCGAUCGUCGAGACGGAUAUCCACCAGCACCGACUGUAUACUCGGCAUCAUAGGGUUCAGGAGGCUUCGGAUGAGUACCUCUCGUCGCGGGAGGCGGCGGAGGCGUCUGAGUUGGCGGACGAGCUGUACCCCAGUGGCAUACCGCCUUCUCUCUCGGAUGUUCCGCCCGAAUCGACUGUCAUGUCGACGUCGACUACUACGGAGACGGCCGGAACGACAGGUUGGGAGACAAUCUUGUUACCGCUUAACGCGUUCGUUCGCACGAACCAUGGAUUGGUGGUUGAGCCGCAGACUAAUAUCCUGCGGCAGCGGGUGAAGAGUAUCGGUAUUGGACUUACGGACCGGGUGGAGGGUCCGUAUGAUCUGCGCAUCCAUAAGAUCUGGGCUACGAAUGGGAUGAGUGAGGCGGAGCUUGAGGAGGAGAGACGUAUCUGUGGCGUGGAUGCCUUGCCUCUGGACGAGGGUGUCCGGACUGGCUGGACGCAGGAGUCUGCGCAGCAACAUGCGAGUCAACCUGAGGCGCCGAAAGCGAAGAAGGGAUUGAAGGCGUUGCGUUCCGAGUGGGAUCAAUAA
Molecule: messenger RNA, 1032 nt
Organism: Aspergillus bombycis
Lineage: Eukaryota; Fungi; Ascomycota; Eurotiomycetes; Eurotiales; Aspergillaceae
Product: CIA30 family protein
Exons: 3
Coding region: 1-1032 (343 amino acids)
Biological process (GO): mitochondrial electron transport, NADH to ubiquinone; mitochondrial respiratory chain complex I assembly
Cellular component (GO): mitochondrion
Source: RefSeq, a predicted model, not a curated record